AUGGAGACCGACGCAGCCCUGGCCCACACCCCCUCCCCCGCCGCCCGGCGGCCGAGGAUCGCGGAGGUCAGCGCCCCCGCCCAGCCGACAGCUGCGCCUGCCGAUAGCCCCGCCGCCCAGGCCGGGCCCAGCACCGACGCCGCCACGCCGUACAGCGAGAUGCGUGAUAUUGCAAUCAAAAUGCAAGUCACGAAACUGGCCCGGAUUCUGAAGGAAUCAGAAGACGAGCCCAAAGAAAUCAACGUGGACGUUCCGGCCGCGGGAAAAUCCAAAAAGCGCCGGAGCAAGCGGCGAAGUCGCAGCCGUGAAAAAGACGAAAAGAUGGACGUAUCGGAAGCAGAGGAGUCAGAUACGGCAUCCGCACCCAAAAAGGCUACAACCCCUAAAGCAGAGGACGUAGUCCUACGGCCGGAACGGCCACAGCACUCCACAGACCCGCCUCCACAAAGAGAUUAA
Schistocerca nitens (vagrant locust) is the source of this 456-nucleotide messenger RNA. Its product is annotated as neuromodulin-like. The transcript has a single exon. NCBI's taxonomy places the organism in Eukaryota, Metazoa, Arthropoda, Insecta, Orthoptera, Acrididae. Bases 1 to 456 code for a protein of 151 amino acids. The record is from RefSeq and is a predicted model, not a curated record.